This is a messenger RNA of Paracoccidioides brasiliensis Pb18, 387 nucleotides long. RefSeq lists its product as uncharacterized. The record is from RefSeq and is a predicted model, not a curated record. Bases 1 to 387 code for a protein of 128 amino acids. The transcript has 2 exons.
AUGUUCACAAACCUCUAUUCCCUCAAGUAUGAUGAUACCUUGCUUAGUUUCUUCGAGCUUGACAGUUCGAAAAUAAGUCUCCCAAGAAUCGUGGCUUCCUCCCAUGAAUCGGCAUUUGGUUCCUUGGCAGAGGGUUUUCUGCCAUGGUAUCAGAAUCACGAGCUGUCUUGGAGAUCAAUCUGUUGCAUUGAUUGGGCAUUGUGCCUUUUCACCGGAUUGAACGUCCGAAAAUGUACGAAAUUACCGCAGUCAGCACUGCAAUUGCGGCAGGCUACGCGAUGGGCAUCUUCGAAGACCCUCCAACUCUCGUUCCGCGAUGGGUUACGAGGAAUGAACAGAUCGAAUAACAUGGCAUUCGAAUCGGAAAUAACUGAAUCGGAAAGCUAG